Pseudophryne corroboree (corroboree frog) is the source of this 4631-nucleotide messenger RNA. Its product is annotated as protein S100-A16-like. The coding region runs from base 1168 to 1458 and encodes 96 amino acids. Lineage: Eukaryota; Metazoa; Chordata; Amphibia; Anura; Myobatrachidae. Gene Ontology annotation, cellular component: perinuclear region of cytoplasm. The record is from RefSeq and is a predicted model, not a curated record. The transcript is spliced from 3 exons. Gene Ontology annotation, molecular function: calcium ion binding; calcium-dependent protein binding; transition metal ion binding.
AUUAUGCUGGAAAGGGCAUAUUUGGAGUGUAAUUUUGAAAGCCGCCUACACGGAGAAGAAUGUUGAGAUCUCCUAGCCUGCGUCCUGCUUCUCUUUUAAACCCCCACACGCACACGACUGAAUGCUCACCGCAGAUGUAGUGAUAUGCAGAAGCCGUAUCCUGUAACACUAGGAAGACCAAGCAGUGCGGGAGCAGCGGUGUGGGGACGAUGGCAGGUCUCAGGUGUGGCAAUAUGCGGACGUUGGCAGGUCCCGGGGGGGAAGCAGACGCGGCUCCAAGGUGGCGGAGAUAAUCGGCAGUAAGCCCAGAAGCAGGUGUACAGAGGCGGUCAGAACCAUAAAAUUGUAGCUCCAGCCCUAAUUAACGCGUUUCUCUGACUUAAGGGCAGUCGGUUUCAUCAGAAUCUUCUGCUUCCCCACCGGGACCUGCCAACGUCCGCAUAUUGCCACACCUGAGACCUGCCAUCGUCACCACCCUUUCAUCAUCUGAAGUCCAGCUCAAUCUGAGCCACUACAGGAGAUCAGUCCUUGACGGCCGCUGUGUCUGACAGCUUUCCACCGCCCAGCUGACGCUUAGGUGCCGGGGCUCCGGUGCCUUUUGAUCUCGUUGGCGGCAUAUUCAAGUGAGGCUGAUUUGGAGCCCGGCAAGGAGCCGCAGCCCUAACAUCGCCAUUCAGAGCGUGGCUGGCUUCCACACACAGCCAGCGCAAUACAUCCGUGGCUCCAACAAUUCCUCUUCUAUACCAGGUGAAGUGCAGGGAGGCUCAAUCGGAGCUGCCCGUGGGAGGUCAGCCCAGCCGUUUCAGGUGAGAGCUCACUUACAUCAUGUCGCAGAGGUAACAUCUAGCGGUCCGGGUCCGACAGCCUGUGCACGGCUGCUUUUCACUCCAAACUGGCGGCUACUGCAGACACCGCUCUCCCUCCUCCGUGCGGGGGUAAACGGCUGGCUGUAAUAACAUCACUCCAGGCUCUCCCUGCUAACACCACCACAGCAGCUUGGUUUUGGUGGACACAGCUCAUCUGUCUAUCCCUGCAUUUAUUUGAGUGCUUAAAACCUAUUACAAGGACAUUUUCCAUUACAGGAAUAUUGGAACUGAUAUAUGUCCGUAUGGAAUAAGGACUGUUUAGGACUUCUACACAAUAAGGUGCUCUCUUCUGUGCACACAGAUGGCGUCGGGCUGCAGUGAGCUGGAAUCGGCCAUAGAAGUUCUAGUGCAUAAUUUCUAUGUCUACGCCAAAAAGAAAGGGAAACAUGACAUAAUGAACAAAAAUGAGUUCCACAAGAUGGUGACGCAGGAACUGCAGCACGUGCUGACGAACACUCACGUCAAAGAUGCCGUCGACGAGCUCAUCAAGAAGUUGGACGCGGAUGAGGACAGGAAGAUCAGCUUUGAUGAGUACUGGACUUUGAUUGGAAAGAUCGCUCUGCAUAUGAGCCAACAGAUGGCCAUGCAGUAAAUGAUCAAGAAAAAUGUACCAGCGCUUUCUGCUAUGAACCAAAUGAUAAAUUGUGAAUGUCUGAAUGGUUUAUAUAAAAGAAUUACACAUUUAUUAUAAAAUAAAAAAGACAGACAACUAUAAAAAAUAAUUAUUUAUGACUCAUUACAUACGGAGCGGGCGAGAUUUUCAUACGAUUUACAACGGAAUAGAUUUUUCAGAGGGGGUAAUAAAUCCGGGAGAUUGUUGGCAAAUCUGGUUCGGUCGUGCUCCGCCCCUUCUCGUAUUCCCCAACUACUCACAAAUUCGUCUGCAGCCAUCUUUGAUACCCCCUCAAUUUCUGAGGCCUUCUUACAAUAUUAUAACACUCUAUAAAGCCCCCUUGGAUCAUCCGACUCUUGGAAUGCAAUUCCUUGAGAGGGCAAAAUUACCUGUUUUAACGGAAGAGGAAAGGAAAUCCUUAACAGAACCGGUCACAGAACCGGAAUUACUUUCUUUGAUUAAAUCACUGCACAAUGGCAAAUCUCCUGGCCCGGACGGGUUUGGGGCGGAGUAUUACCGAAUCCUGGCCCCCCAUUUGUCACCCCAUUUAUUAUCUCUUUUCAAUGCACUGCUAGAGGGUAAACCUCCCCCCGCUGGAUUUAGUGAAGCCAGAAUUGUGCUGUUUACGAAACCGGGAAAAGAUCCCCGAGAUACUCAAUCUUACAGACCUAUUUCAUUAUUGAAUCAGGACAUGAAGCUUUUUACAAAACUAAUUGCAACAAGACUUCAACCAAUUCUGAAUCGAGUUCUGCAUCCUGCUCAAACAGGGUUUGUUAAAGGUAGAACCUCAGUUCAUAACAUACGUACGCUGAUUGCAGCAAUGUAUAGUGCACAACAAUCUGCCUGCCCAAACGCUCUUGUUGUGAGCUGCAACGCCGAUAAGGCGUUUGAUCGCGUCUCCUGGUCUCAUUUGCUACGUAUUUUUCAUGUCCAGCAAUUUGGUGAGGAAUUUAUUCAUCUAUUUGGAAUGUUAUAUACAUUACCUCAGGCGCAUCUGACUAUAAAUGGUUUAAACUCGUCUGCCUUCACGUUAGGUAGAGGGACCCGUCAGGGAUGCCCUCUUUCCCCCCUGCUAUUUAAUUUGGCCCUAGACCCUUUGAUACGCCAUUUUAUACUAGAUCCUACUUGGCAAGGUAUUAUGGUAGGCAACAACGAAGUCAAGGUGUCUGCUUUUGCUGAUGACCUGUUACUAUAUUUUACCGACCCCAAACAGGCAUUUCCAUCGUUACUAACCACACUGCAUGAUUUUAAUUUAAUCUCCGGAUUUCUUAUUAAUUUUGAUAAGACAGAGGCGCUGGCAUUGGGAGGAGAGGCGGCACAGGAUUGGGGCGACUCAUUUCCCUUCAGAUGGGCCCACCGAUAUUUAAAAUAUCUAGGCCUCUGUAUCCCGCCACUCCUCACUGACCUAUAUACAGUGAACUUUUCUUACCACAUCACUCAAAUGACGAAUGACUUUUUGAAGUGGCAACAUCUCCCGAUCUCUUAUCUGGGUAGGUGCCACUUAUAUAAGAUGGUUUCCUUGCCUCGACUACUUUAUCCAAUCCAGAUGCUCCCAUUCAUAUUGUCCAAACGCGAUGUCCAUUCUAUUAAUAAGGCCCUCACUACAUUUAUCUGGGCAAACAAACGUCCCCGCAUUGCACAUUUUAAGUUACAACAACCCUAGGCACUUGGAAGUUUUAAUCUCCCCUGUCCUGAAGACUACUUCCUUGCCGCCAACUACAGAUACGCUCUGGAUUGGAUAGGGGAUAGUGACAAUUUUGUUAAUAGAGCUUUGGAACAGGCUUUCUCACCUCAACACACUUUAGUACAUUUGUUGCAUUUUGCCGCGGUCCCUCCUCAACAUGAUAGACUCCAUAAUUCGUUAUUACAUGCCCCAUGUACAGCUUGGCGUAAACUUAGGAAACGUUUAGACCUCUCCCUAACGGAUUCUCUAUUUCAGCCUUUAUUGUGUAAUCCACAAUUCCAGGGUGGAGAGGAUAAUGGGAUUGUUCGUGGCUGGCAUCUCCAGGGCCUAUCCUUCUUAUACCAAUUUCUGAAUGUAGAAUGCUCUGCGAUAUUAACUCUAGCACAACUAAAAGUAAAAUACCCCACUCUUCAUUUUCCUCUGUUUGCCUAUUUCCAAAUCCGUAGCUUUGUUACUAGUAAAUUGUCACGAUUGCACCCCGCGGACUUCACCUUUCCCCUUGAUGGCCUGGUACGACAGUCUCCAGGAGCCCCAUAUAACACUUCAUUAAUCUAUUCCCAUACUAGGCGAAGGUUGGAUCUGUCUAAGCUCACAACAGGGAUGGCCAAAUGGACAGACACCCUCCCUGACACCGAUCUCCUGACAGUGAUUCGGUGGUGUGGUGUGCUAAAUAAACAACUAGUUUCAUCUUCUUAUGCAGAGAUGCAUUUUAAAAUACUACACAGAGCCUACUACACCCCUAGACUUAGGUUCCUCACUGGAGUAUCUGACAACUCUUUAUGUUUUAAAUGUAAUUCUCCCGAAGCUGAUAUUAUUCAUUGUCUCUGAGCAUGCCCGUUAGUACAAACAUUCUGGACAGCAGUCCAAACGUAUAUUAAUGUGGAACUUCGCAUUUCUUUUAAUAUUACUAUGGUCUGGGCUUUCUGGAACUUCAUAAAUACUCAGGAUCCCCCGUAUUCCAAAGGGACGAAAUUACUGUUGGCUCGUGUGGCUGCUGCAGCAAAGAAAACCAUCCUAUCCCAAUGGAUACAUUCGGAGCCGAUACCCCUUUCCCUCAUGUUACCACGUUUAACAUACCUAUAUCAAAUGGAUUGGGUUGAUUGUGCCCUGGACGCAGAGUUGCGCUCGCAAAUUUUUUUUGCCAUUUGGUUACCCUACCUGCUCACGCUACCGCCUGCCACCAGGGAAUAUGUGCGCAAAGUAGUUAGAUUGACAACAUGGUAUAAUACAGAAUCCCUCAUUAAAGGCUCACCACCCUUUUAAUAAAAAAUAAAAUAAAAAAAAAUUAAUAGACUGAUGUUACGUACUCCUGCUUGAACUAUAUGGUUGAUUGUCCUCAUAACCUUGUUUAUACUAUUCAAAAGUGUUUGUACAACUCUUUUAUUGGCACUUUCUGUACCUUGCAGUGGUUGACUGUUUUCUCACAAGCAAUGUGACAUACGACUUGUAUUUUAUUUUAUUACAUGUU